Molecule: messenger RNA, 756 nt
Organism: Pedinophyceae sp. YPF-701
Lineage: Eukaryota; Viridiplantae; Chlorophyta; Pedinophyceae
Source: the annotation of a GenBank genome assembly
AUGGGCAAGCACGCCGGUGGCGGCGGCGCCUCGUCUGGCUACGCUGCUCUGGGGCUCAUCAAUCCGCUGUGGGGAGGGAUGAAGAAGAACAUCUUCAUAAAACGGCACCGCGGUGAGGACACCGUCGUGGACCCACAGCGGUCCUUGUUCGUGUGCGGCAUGCCUCUGGGCAUGGCGGCAGAGGACUUGGGGGAGCUCCUAGGGGCUUUCGGCGACGUCGAGAACACCGCGAUGCACGCAUCUGGCACAUCGGCCAUGGUGUUGUUCGCGGCAGCGGAGUCCGUGCGGAACGCGCUGGCGCUGGCACGGCGCGGCGGCGCGUUGCAGUACGAGGAGAGCAGCUACGCCGGUCCACGGGGUCUCAAGCGGUGGGUCGAAGCUCACAAGGCCAGAUUCCCCGGGAACGCUGAACUCCAGGCUUCUCUGGACGCGUGGGUGGAAGAGUUCGAGCAGCGCGAGGAGGAGGAGAGGCUGGAGCGGGAGGCCGCGAUGGCGGGGGACGGGUGGACGCUGGUGACAUCCAAGCGCGGACGCAAGAAGACGGCCGACGGCGGCGGCACGACCGUCGGCGCCGUCACCGCGGGCCGCGCCGCCAAGCGCAAGCGCGACAGCAGCCAGGACGCCCUGGACGGCUUCUACCGCUUCCAGCGCCGCGAGAAACGGCGCGACGAGCUCAUGGACUUGCGGCGGAGGUUCGACGCGGACCGCAAACGCAUCGCGGACCUGCGCGCGCAGCGGAAGUUCAAACCGGGAUGA